Molecule: messenger RNA, 1962 nt
Organism: Lichtheimia ornata
Lineage: Eukaryota; Fungi; Mucoromycota; Mucoromycetes; Mucorales; Lichtheimiaceae
Exons: 13
Coding region: 1-1962 (653 amino acids)
Molecular function (GO): protein binding
Source: RefSeq, a predicted model, not a curated record
AUGCUUCCUCGAUCCCUCUUUUCUGCUUCUUCAUUGAAGUAUGGUCAAUCCUCAGAGGGCCACUCAGAUACAGAAUCACAUAGCAGCAACAUGCCAUAUGCAAGGAGACCCACCACCCAUGACGAUCCACCCCAAAUACGGCGUCCAGGUGCUUCAGCAAAGUCACCAAUGACCAUCGAUUCCGAGAAUGAACAAUAUAUCAGCGGCGAUUCGGUGAGCCUUGUUGGUAGCAGUGACGACGACGACGACGGCAACUCCAUACCGAGCAACUUACAAGGGCUGAUGCAUCAUCUAUCUCGUUUACAAGCCAAGCAAACAUUGUACAUUGAGAAGACGCAAGAAAUCAGUCGACAAAUGCAAGAUACCAGUGCCAAAAUUGCUGAAUUAACUGGCAUGUCACUACACCAACGACCAAGUAGCAGUAGCAGCAGUAGUAGAAGGACUGACGCACGACCUUUGAAGCAUAAAAAGGCGGUCUCACAGCAACAACAACAACAACCUCGAGCGUUACCAACACCCUCCGCAGCACCAUCAUCAUCAUCAUCAUCAUCAACAACAGCCACAAUGAAUCAAUCAUCACCCUGGAAACGGCCGCAAUUAGCCAAACGCACUGGUGGAUCACAACCAUUACCCGCUCCAAAAGCACCUCGCAAUGAUUAUUAUCAGCAGGAACGACAAGUACAACAUCGUCGAUCAUCAAGGGAUAUGAUUCAACCGAAAACGAGUACCGUUCCUUCAGCCCGUCAUGGACGUAUCAUCAAAAGUGAAUCACUGUCACCUUCUCCAGAGUCCACAUCCCCAUCUGCUGCCGAAGAACAAAGUGGCAUCAAGCUUCGUUCUCGUGACACUUGCGAUCUCUACUUACACAGGAACCAGGAUGUGAAUUCGGGCGUAUUCGGCAAAAAACCUCGCAGCCUUAUAUACAACAUUGCUGAUGGACAAGGAGAAUUGAAAGAUUUGAUGGUUACUACGACCUUGAAAGGAGACAUGCAAUUAUGGAACGCAUCCACACGAAAGUUGAUCAAAACCAUUGGUCAAGAGUCUAUUUAUCCUGAUAGUUGGAUCGAAGAAAUAUGCUGGGCAACCAAGAACACGCUCGCACUCUGCAAUGUUCGAGCAAGCACGCCUUCAGAAAAGGAAAACGCCACUGUAUCCUUACUUCACGUGGAUUCCGUUUCAAAUACUGAUGUCAAAUAUCGAUUACAACAUUUGGAAGAGUCACCUCAUACAAAACCUAUUGUGACGAUUGCACCUGUGGAUCUUGGAGCAACUGGUUCAGCUGGAGUAGAACGAGCCACCUUUGUCACGGGAGGUAGCGAUAAGGCUGUUUAUUUUUGGGAUAUCAUACGCGAUUCACCGGAUGAAGACUUUGCACUUUCGGAUGUCUCGAAGUUGAACAUCAACCAUACCAAUUAUAUUCAGACCUUUUGCUAUGAUCAAACGCAUCGAAAGUUAUUCACGGGUGGUGCCGAUUGUAAGAUGUUUACCUAUGACAUGAUCUCGCAAAGGGUGUCCACUGAAAUGAAAAUUUCAUGUCGGAUCAAUCACAUCUUGGGUAAUGCGGCGGAUCCCAAUCUAUACAUGUUGCUGACGGCCAACACAAGCAACCAAUUUAACAUGUACGAUCAACGCAUGCCGGGCAUGAGAGGGAUCGUCUUGGAUUUCGGAUACAAGGUUCCAGAGAACUUAUCACGAUACAUUCGCCCCGAUUGGCACCAAAAUGGAUACAUGGUCGCAUGUGGAAGCCAAACAGAAUCCAAAGUGCAUUUCUGGGAUAUUCGUUAUAGUGGAGUGGAUCGUGGACCAUGCUUUAGUUUCAAUAUUCCUAACACUUCUCAAUCAAGGAUCUUGGCAUCUCUCUUUAUUCCCAACCAAAACACACUCGUCACAACCUCAUCCACAAGAAAUUUAGGCUGGAUAGAUUACUCAAUUCAACAUGACUCCCGAAUUCAUACACUCUAA